GUCAACGAUUGAGAGUUCGAUGUUGUAAACGCGUAGUUGGUGUACGUCUGUCGUAAAUUCAACAAUUAAUACUUUUAUUGUUUUCUUUUUUCCGAGUAAAAUUUUAAAGAUGACUUAUAAAUUAACAUACUUCAACUUCACUGCUCUGGGUGAACCCAUCCGAUUCCUGCUAUCUUAUUUGAAUAUUGAUUUCGAAGAUAACCGUAUUGAAGUCGAACAAUGGCCAUCAAUCAAACACACCAUCCCGUAUGGCAAACUCCCGUUGUUGGAAAUCGAUGGUAAAGUAUUGAAUCAAUCUAAGGCUAUCUGUCGAUAUUUAGCUAAAAAGGCUAAUUUAGCUGGUAGCGAUGAUUGGGAAUCUUUAUUGAUAGAUAUCGCCGUUGAAAAUUUCCAAGAUUUUCGUCUAAGUAUAAUAUCUUAUUUUUACGAUCCAAAUGAAGAAUCUAAAGCUGCAAAAUAUGUUACGUUGGUCAAUGAAACAAUUCCAUAUUAUAUGGAACGAUUUGAAAACAUUGUUGUUGAAAAUAAUGGAUACUUUGUAAACGGAAAGUUAUCUUGGGCCGAUUUAUUCUUUGUGGGUAUUUUAGACUACCUGAAAUUCAGAUCAAAUAUUGACUUGUUGAAAGAUCGUCCUAAUUUACAAGCUCUCCGGGAAAAGGUAUUGGCAAUACCAAAAAUUAAAUCAUGGAUUGAAAAACGACCAUUAACUGUUGACAUUGCAUAAUUUCGUUGUCUUCAUUAAUUAAAUCAUAAUAUCAUAUCUACGAUAAAAUAAGAUAUAAGUAUUAAGUACAUAUUUUAAUAC
Diuraphis noxia (Russian wheat aphid) is the source of this 805-nucleotide messenger RNA. RefSeq names its product glutathione S-transferase-like. NCBI's taxonomy places the organism in Eukaryota, Metazoa, Arthropoda, Insecta, Hemiptera, Aphididae. Gene Ontology annotation, biological process: glutathione metabolic process. Gene Ontology annotation, molecular function: glutathione transferase activity. The record is from RefSeq and is a predicted model, not a curated record.